AUGCCGAAAAAAAAGAAGAAUUCAAAAAAGAAGAAUGGUACGCAAUACUUAAACCCGAAAAUCGCAACAGCUGUUCUGUUAUGUUCAUGUUACUUUUUCCAUAGCAUAUUCGGUGUUGUAUAUGUAAUAGUUGUUUUAAUAGCCAUCAUAUUUUUAAAUUUAGAAAGUAAUAAAGACAGUAGAGGUAGUAGUAUAAGCGCCUAUUCAAUAUUUAAUAAGGGGAAACGAUAUUUAGUUGGUGACUUAAGAAUGAAUCAAAUAGAAACAGAAUUACGAAAUGUGAAAUAUAAAAAUGAUGAUAGCGAUGAGAAUAUUUUAAGGUAUAAUGAUAUCGACAAAAACAAAAUGUAUAUUAAAGGAUCAUCGAAAUAUAAUAAUAAAUUAUGCACAUGCGGAUCUAACAAAAAAUUUAAAAAGUGUUGUGGUAGGAUAAAGAAUGAUUCGUCAGAUUUUUAA
Molecule: messenger RNA, 456 nt
Organism: Plasmodium malariae
Lineage: Eukaryota; Apicomplexa; Aconoidasida; Haemosporida; Plasmodiidae
Product: conserved protein, unknown function
Exons: 1
Coding region: 1-456 (151 amino acids)
Source: RefSeq, a predicted model, not a curated record